AUGAAUAAUAAUAAUAAUAAUAAUAAUAAUAAUAUUAAUAGUAGUAAUAAUAAUAUUUGGAAAAAAAAAAAAAACAACAACCCUAAUGACCAUAAUAAAAAUUUUACAAAAAAUCUAUUUUUUAAUAAUAAAGACAAUGAAUUCAAACAUGUUUACGAAAAAAAGAAUAUGCAAGGACAAAGGAAAAAAAAAAAUAAUGUUGCAUAUGAUACUUAUGAUAAUAAUGAUAUCCAUGCUUCAUCACAAUAUACUCCCUUUGUAAAUACAUUUUCUAAUAAAGAUGUUUAUAGUAAUAAUAACAAAUAUGUAGAUAACACGUUUAACAAAAAACCUUUCCAUAAUAAUACAGAUAAUAAAAACCAAGGUGUUCAUCAUAAUAUGUAUGUAACAAAUGAAUACAAUAAAAAUAAUUUUAGAAAUAAAGGUUUAAAUAAUAAUACAUAUGGUAAGGAUAAUACAUAUGGUAGGGAUAAUACAUAUGGUAAUAAUAAUACAUAUGGUAAGGAUAAUACAUAUGGUAAUAAUAAUACAUAUGGUAAGGAUAAUACAUAUGGUAAUAAUAAUACAUAUGGUAAGGAUAAUACAUAUGGUAAUAAUAAUACAUAUGGUAAGGAUAAUACAUAUGGUAAUAAUAAUACAUAUGGUAAUAAUAAUACAUAUGGUAAUAAUAAUACUUAUGGUAAGGAUAAUUUAUUUAAUAAUAAUCACAAUUUGCAUAAAAUUAAACCUACUAAUUCAAAUGUAUAUAAAAAAAGUACAAAUAAUUCAAAAAAAGGACCUUAUCAAAAUAUAUAUACUACUGAAGAUAAGAAUAAUAAAAAUUUAACAAAUUCAGAAGGCUCCAAUUUUAUAAAUACAGAUAAAAUUUAUAGUUCUAAUAUAAAUUAUAUGAAUAGUAUAAAUAAAAAUGACACAAGGAAUGUUUAUAAUUUGUAUAAGAAUCAUUAUAAUAAUAAAACGAAGGACAAUAAUUGUAAUAAAAGAAUUGCAGAUUAUUCAUAUGACAACAAUUAUGAUAAUAAUCUAGCGAUUUAUAAAUACCCAAAAUAUGUAUCUUCUACAAACAAUAAUAUAACUAACGAAGAUGCACAAAGUAAGAAACCAGAGUUAGAUAGUAAACAUUAUUUACAUAUAAAUGAAAAAAAUGAAAACAAUUAUCAAAAUAUACAAAAGAAUUUAAAUAAUACACAAACAUUAUAUAACAAUUAUAAAAAUGUCCCAUCCGAAAGGGAUCACAUACAUAAUAAUAAUAAUAAAAAUAAUGUUCAAGAUAUAUUAUCACAUUGUAUAAAUGUUCUAUUAAACGAUAAUACAGGAUUACAUGAUUUGAAAAUAUUUUAUGAAACAAAAUUAAGAGAAAGAAACAAUAACGAGCUGAUUAAAUAUGUAUUAAAUAAAAUAAACGAUAUAACUAUAAAAUAUAAAUACCAUGAAAAUAACAUUAAUUUUAUUGCUAAAGAAAUUUAUGAAUUGCAAAGGGAAUUGAAAAAUAAUAAUAAUGCUGUGAGUAAUUUUUCUACAUAUAAUAAAAAUGUAAGAGGUAAUGUAUAUCAAACAAAUAAAUAUAUAAACACAAAUGUGUAUAAUCAUGAAUUUAAUAAAAAUAAUGAAGAGGUCUACCAUCAAAAGGUACACAAUGAAGAGGUUUACGAUAAAGAGAUCUACCAUGAAGAGAUCUAUGAUAAAGAGAUCUACAAUAAAGAGAUCUACAAUAAAGAGAUCUACCAUGAAGAAGUGUACAACAAAAUAAUACAACACAAUUCAUACAAUAUUAACAAAAAUAAUGAUCAAUCUUUUAUAAAUUCCAAUGUAUACAAAGGAAAAGAUAAUGCCCUUGUGUCCAAUACAAAAACACAUCAAGGAUUAUACAAAUUACAAAAAAAUACACAAAAUGUAAAUCUCAUCGAAAAUAAAAUAAAUUGUGAUAUAAAAAGUCAAAAUAUACUUAUACAUAAAUAUUAUAAAAAACACGAAGAAUAUAAAAAAAAAUGGGAAGAUAUAAUUUACAAAUGUAAACAAACAAAUGUUCUAAAAAUAUUUUAUCAAGUUGAAGGAAAAAUAAAAGAUAAUAUAAAAAUUUUAGAUAUAUUCAAAUUAUAUCUAUUUCCUCAAAAUAAUUAUUUCCAUUAUAAAAAUGUUUUUUAUAAUAAUUAUAAAAUGAUUACAAUUCAUAACGUAAAAUUCUUGUUUUUACAAAAUUUAUUCACAUUUCAUAAAAAAAUCAAAAAUGAUUCUUUAAAAAAUACACAACCAGAAAAAGAUGCAGACCAAAUAAUAAAAAAUAAUUUAAAUAAAGAUAAAGAAAAUGAUCAGGAUGGUCAUACUAAUGGUGACAUUGAACAAAAUGAUAAACAUAACGGUAAACAGAACGCUAAACAGAACGAUAAACAUAACGAUAAACAGAACGAUAAACAGAACGAUAAACAGAAUCACAAACAGUACGACAAACAGAACGACAAACAGAACGAUAAACAAAACGAUAAACAGAACGAUAAACAGAACGAUAAACAGAACGAUAAACAGAAUCACAAACAGUACGACAAACAGAACGACAAACAGUACGACAAACAGAACGACAAACAGUACGACAAACAGAACGACAAACAGUACGACAAACAGAACGACAAACAGUACGAUGAUUUCAUAUCAAACAUUAGUUCCAUAUCGUUACCAUUACCCUUUGAAAAUUUUUUUCUCUUUUUUAAAAAUUUCUAUUCAAUUAAUAAUAAUUAUAUAAAUAACAUGUGCCUAUUUUUAAUAUACAAAAUAAUUAUAAUGAAUGAAGAUGAUGCGGAAUACCCAAAGUAUUAUAACUUAAUAUUAAAUAUAUUAAAUAAGAAUACAUUAAUAUUAUUUUUAUUUAUUUUAAUAAGUCUUAUGAAAAAUUAUAACAUGAAAAAUAAUUACCUUGUAAAUGUAAUAGAACGCUUAUUACCAAUUAUAAUAAAACCAAUCAAAAAUAAUAACACUAUAAAAAAGAAUAAGAAAAAAAAAAAAAAAAUUCUAUUCAAUAUUCUUUAUUUUAAAUUAUUCCGUUUAAUAUUUGACAAAAUCGAAACAUAUCAUAUAUAUAAAAAACAUCUAUUAUUAACCUUUUUAAGAUAUAUUAAAAAUUUUUUAUUAAAUAUAUGUUCAUGUGUUUUAAUAACACAAUAUAUAUUUAUUAAAUGUAUAGAUUUAAUUAAUAAAUAUAAUAAUCAAGAAUAUAUUUUAAUUAAAACAUUAUCGAUGGAAAUUUUCCUACAGUUAUGGAAUAACGAAUCUGUAAAAAUAUUUUUAUUAAAAAUUGGUAAAUCAUUAAUUCGUUUUUUAAUCUUUAUAGGUAAUGUUGAAUAUAUACAUAAAAAUAUACUUACCUUAUUAUUAUCUUCUAUAAAAAAUACUAAUCAAAUAGAUUUAAAACAAAAAUUAUCAAAUCUUAUAUGUAACAACAAAAACAAUAUUUUACAAAAAAAAAAAAUAAAACAUUAUAUAAAAAAAUUCCAAAAAUCAAAAAAAUGCAUCUUAUAUAUAUCAAACCAAAAAUUUACAUAUAAUAUAAAUUUAAAUAACAACAAUGUUUUUUCAAGAGAACAAUUAUUAUUAGAACAUAUAUAUAUAGAUAACAUAAAAACAAAUCACACAUCAGAAUAUAAAGACGAAGAUAUCACAUUACAAAAUAUGUCACUACAAAAUAAUAUAAAAGAAUUGACAUAUAAUAAUAAAAAUGAUGUUUUUCCUAAUUUUAAUAUAAAUAAUAUUAAAAACUUUACCUUGUUAGAUUUUAUAUUCCAAAUCAAAAAUUAUUUUAAUUAUUAUAAAAUACUUUUAUCUGAUGCAGAAAAAAAAUGUAUACAUUUCUUAAUGCAUGUAAAUUAUAAAACCAAUAAUAAUAUGUACCAUUUUAAUUUAUUUUAUAAUUUAUAUAUAAAAGAUAAUAUUACCAAUUUUAUACAUGAUAAUAAAGUCAUCUAUUAUAUAGAUUAUAUAAAGAAUAAAGAUCUGGAAAAACAAAAAUUUCAUAUGACACACAACUUUUUUAAAGUAGCAAAAAAGGUUUAUACGUUGCAAGCUUGGGUUUGUAAUAACAGCUCGGAUGAUUUAUUCAUCGAUCCAAAUUGUGCAGAAGAUAUGAAUCUCCCAGGUGAUCAUAAUAAAUAUUUUCAUAAAAGAAAAUAUGAGAACAGUUUAUUAGAUAAUAAUUAUUCUUUGAAAAAAAGCAAAAAACAAAAUAUAUCUUACAAGGAUGAGGGAAAGGCAUAUGACAACAUAAUUAAUGAUAAUGUGGAUAAUAUAUAUAAUGUGAAUAAUAAUGAUAAUAUGGAUAAUAUAUAUAAUGUGAAUAAUAAUGAUAAUGUGGAUAAUAUAUAUAAUGUGAAUAAUAAUGAUAAUAUGGAUAAUAUAUAUAAUGUGAAUAAUAAUGAUAAUGUGGAUAAUAUAUAUAAUGUGAAUAAUAAUGAUAAUAUGGAUAAUAUAUAUAAUGUGAAUAAUAAUGAUAAUAUGGAUAAUAUAUAUAAUGUGAAUAAUAAUGAUAAUGUGGAUAAUAUAUAUAAUGUGAAUAAUAAUGAUAAUAUGGAUAAUAUAUAUAAUGUGAAUAAUAAUGAUAAUAAUAACAUUUGUGAUAAUAUGCUAUCUUGUGAAAAAGAAAAAAUUAUUUACGAUUUACAUGAUAUAAUAAAAUUGAAUAAUUCUGUAUUAUCAAAAAUAUAUUGUUCUCACAUAAGGUUAAGUUUUUUUUUCCCUCUCCUGUUUUACAAAACUUAUUAUAUUAAUGAUAUAUUAUCAAGCUCCUUAUUCAUUUAUAGUAAACGAUUUAAAAGUUUUAAAAAAGAAAAUACCACCAAAAUUAUUAAGUUAAUGAAUUUAACAUAUAUGUCUCAUAUUUUUAUUGUAAAGUUUUUAAUCCAAUUAUUAAAAGAAAUUAAAAGUGUACAUCCUAAUAUAUGCUUUAUGAAAAGACAGAAAAUGAAAAAGAAAGAUAUAAAAACAGAAUCAUUAUUUUUUAGUAAAUUCAGUUUUUUUCAAUGUUAUAAAUUAUUAGAAUAUUCCUUAAAAAAGGAUAUACACAUGACUAAUGUCUUUUUAAAUUAUUUAAACAAAAUUAUAUUGCAUUUUUAUGAAAAGAAAAGGGAACAUAUCGUUUUAAGUGUAAUUAUAACUUUGACUAUAUAUAAUUUUUUAAUGUUCAUACAACAAAAAAAAAAAAAACAAAAAGCACAGGAUAAUAAUGAAAAUAUAUGUGAUGAUAACACAAACACGUGUGAUAAUAAUACAAACACGUGUGAUAAUAACACAAACACGUGUGAUAAUAAUACAAACACGUGUGAUAAUAACACAAACACGUGUGAUAAUAACACAAACACGUGUGAUAAUAACACAAACACGUGUGAUAAUAAUACAAACACGUGUGAUAAUAAUAUCAAUAUAGGUGAUAAUAACCAAACCCAUUUACGAGACGAAAAAAAUAAUAUACACCAAGAUGAUUAUCGCUUCAUUGAAGUAAUUGAAAAAUUAAAUAUAAGCGAAAUAUGCAAAGAAAUACAAAACAAUUGUUUAAUAGGUUAUAUAUUAAAAGAAAAUAAUUUUUAUAUUGAUGAAAAUAUUUCUUUUAUUUAUGUUCAUGAUAUAUAUAAUUAUGAAUUAAAAAAUCAUAUGAAAUAUAUCCCACAUAAUAUAAACAAAGAAAUGUUUCUUUUGGGAGAUUUUAAAAAACAUCUUUUUCAAACAGGAAUUUAUAAAAAAGUACAAGUUAUUAAGAUACUUAAAAAAAAUAACAUAAAUAAUUUAUAUACAUCAGAAAUAUUAAAUUAUAUAUAUUAUAAUUCCUUAUAUUUAUUAAUACAUCUUUUAUUAAAUAUACGUUUUUAUUAUAAUAUAUUUCAUAGUACAUAUAAAAAAAAUGCAUAUUAUUAUAAUAAGGAACAUCUCUGUUAUAUAACAAAAAUUCAAAAUGUUCUAAGCAUAAAAUUAAAUAAAAGGACAAAUCAAAGGGAACAAUUUAUUUACGAUAAAAAGGUAUAUAAAAAUGAUUGUAAUGAUAGCGAUAAUCAAAUGGUUGAUGAUGGGGAUAAUCAAAUAUUCAGUGGUUCAAUUCUCUCCAUAUUAAUCAAACUGGAAAAAGCAUCUUACAAUAAUUAUUUGAAAAAAAAAUUAUACAUAAAAAAAUAUUAUAGUAAAUUGAAAAAAGGUAUUAUUAAAAAUUUAAAACAUUACGAACUAGCCAAUAAUAUUAAUAAAUAUAUUAAAAAUGUAAAGGAAGAUAAAUUAUUUUUAGAUACCAUAUUUAAGUUUGAUAAUUCCUCCUUCUUCUUGUUUAAUAUGUCAUUUCAAUUUGUUGAAAGCAUGUCUAAACAAAAUAUGAGAGGUGUGGAAAAUAUAAAAAAAAAUACAAAUAAUCUUCAUUUAGAAAAUUGCAACAAAAUCAAUGACAUCAACAAUAAUAAUAAUAAUAAUAAUUAUGAUUAUAAUUAUGAUGAUGAUAUGUUAUAUAAACAAAAUAACAAUUUCUUUAUGUAUAUUUUCAGCAAAAUAAAAAAUGUAUAUUUAUUUGUUGACGAAAUUAAUAAAAUGGUUUAUAGUAUUAUGCAUAGAGAUUUAAAUAUAUAUAAUACCAUUAUAUAUUCUUUUAAUAUGCAAAAUAUACAUGAUACAAAUAAUUUAUGUAUAAAUUUUUACUUUUAUGAAAUAGAAACAAAUAGGUGUACUGAUAUCCACAUGGGUCAUGUAAACGAUAAUAAAUAUUAUAAUAAUUAUCAGAAUAAGGAUUUAUAUAUGGAUACUCUUAAAAAAAACCCCAAAAUUGAAAAUGACAUAUUUUUUUCAUCGACGAAUCAACUUAAUACUAAUACAAAAAAUAAUACAUGUAACACAAUACAUAAACAUCCAUACUUAUUAUGUAUAUUUAAAUAUAAAGAUUUAAAAGAAGAUGGAAACGAAAAAAAAAAUAACGUUUUAUAUUUUAAUGAGCUCAUAGAUUACAUAAUUUCUAGUAUUAUUGAAACUACUUAUAAGAAGGAAAAAAUUAUUUAUUGGUCUUCAUUUUUAAAUAACCUGAAGAACUAUGCGUUAAUAAACUUUCAUUUGUUAUUUUAUUUAUGUUCAUUGUUAAAAAAAAUUAAUGACAUGAUAAAUGUAAACAAUAAUGAUGAUAAAAAUAAUGAUGAUAAAAAUAAUGAUGAUAAAAACAAUGAUGAUAAAAACAAUGAUGAUAAAAACAAUGAUAAUAAUAAUAAUGAUAAUAAUAAUAAUGAUAAUAAUAAUAAUAAUGAUUAUUUUUAUCAUAAUAACCUUUAUGAUGGUAACCAUUGCAAAUCCAUUCAUAUAAUAAAGAAAAAAAUAAAAAUAUGUAAAGACAUAUAUAUAUUAUACCUAUACAAAAUAGGGCUUUUAUUAAAUAUCAGCAUUUAUGAAACAUUCGACCUAUUAUUUUCAGUUGUUUGUAUAUUAUUUAAUUAUGAGUUUUUUAAUUUUUAUAUGGAAAAAAAAAUUUAUACUUUAGAAGAAAUAAAUAAAGAACAUAUAAAAAAUUUUGUUACAUGUAUAAAAGAAGAAGUACAAUUUUUUAUUACAAAUUAUGAUAUGUCCAUAUUUAUAGAAGGUAUUCAAUAUAUAAGUGAUGCUAUAUUUUUAAAUAAAAAAAUAAAAAUCUUAAUUUUUAAAAGUUAUGCUUUUCUUAAUACCAUUCUUCAUAUAUUACCCUUACGACAAAUCAUAACAGACAUGAAGAAUGUUCCUUAUAUAAAUAAAUUACUAAAUCAAAGAAAAAAAAAAAAAAAACAAAACAAAAAAAAAACAGAACAUUAUUUACAAACAUAUUAUAAUCUAUUUAAAACGUAUAAUACAAAUAUUGAUACACAAUUAUUAUCAAAUGGAAAAAAACAACAAACAGAAAAUAAUUAUAUAAAUGGAAAUAUGCAAAAUUUACAAAAUGUACAAAAUGUACAAAAUGUACAAAAUGUACAAAAUGUACAAAAUGUACAAAAUGUACAAAAUGUACAAAAUGUACAAAAUGUACAAAAUAUACAAAAUGUACAAAGUAUACAAAAUGUACAAAAGAUCAAAACAAAUAAUAAUACAAUUAAUUAUAUAUACAUUUUAUCAAGCGAUUCAGAAAAAUUCAGCGAAUCCUCAACAGAUAUAGAUGUAUUAGAAGACGAUUUAGAUAAUUUUAAAAGCUCACAAAUAGAUGAAAAAAAUAUAGCUAGUCAUAUGAAAGAACAAAAACAAAAUAAAUAUGAAGAGAAAAAAGAUGAUGCAAUAAACAAAAAUGUGUGGAUUUUUAAAAUUUUUAAAUUCUUUUAUUAUAGAUCUUUUAUGUGCUUUUAUAAAAACAAAUCACAAGAGGAACAUUUAUAUGAAAAGAAAAAAUGUUUCUUAUAUUUCUUUUUUCACAAGAAUAAAAAAAAAAAAAUAAAAAAAAUAAAAAAUAAUAAAAUACAAAAAAAAAAUUUAAGCGAACAGAUCUAUUAUUUAAGAAAAAUGUUAUUCAAAAAAUCCAAUUUUGCCAUUAUGUGUAAACAAGCAUAUAUAAUUAAAUGGAUAUGUCUUCGUAUGUUUAUAUUAAAAAAAUAUGAUUAUAAAAGAUUUAAUUUAAUUGAACUAUUUCAAUAUAUAUAUAAAAAAUUACAUUGUAUUAAUAAUAAACAAACAUUUGAAUUUCAUCUUAUAUCAACCGAUAAUUCCUUAAAUCAUUUCGACAGUAUAGACAUUAAAUAUAUAUUUCAUAUUUUUCUUAUUCACAUAAAUAAAAUGAUAAAUUAUUUAACAAAAAAAUAUUAUGAAUUAUGUUCACAAGAAGAAAAAUGUAUUCAGUUUACCAAUAUAAAGCUUAUGUCCAAAAAAGAAAUUAAAAUUUUCAAUUUAUAUAAUCAAAUUAAUAAUAAUAUUAUUUCCUUUAUAAUAUCUUUUUACCCUUAUUUAAUAAAAAAUAUAUUUUCAUAUGAUAUCUUUUACAAAUUAUUUAAUAUAUAUUUUAAUAUGUAUAUAAUAAAUAAACAAACAAAUUAUAUUUCAUUACACUCCUCUAUAUAUCUUAUACUUUUCAUAUUUGUAAAACAUACAAAUACAAGUGUCUACACGAUGUUUUCUUAUUUUACGAGUCUUCAAAAUUAUUUGGAGACAACAAAUUCAUUCCCAUUAUUUGAUUCGUAUUGUUUAAAUUAUGAGGGAGCAAAAUGUCACAUCAGAGAAAGCGUGGAAUAUUUCGUACAAAAUUUGGAUGAAGAAUUUUUCAUAUUCGACGAUAUCAAAAUAAUAUUUGAUGUAAAUUCUAUUUCCUUGUUUUAUCAUAUGUUAAUUAAUAUUUUUCGUUAG
Plasmodium falciparum 3D7 is the source of this 9291-nucleotide messenger RNA. RefSeq lists its product as uncharacterized. The record is from RefSeq and is a predicted model, not a curated record. Lineage: Eukaryota; Apicomplexa; Aconoidasida; Haemosporida; Plasmodiidae.